AUGGCGCUGGGACGCUAUUUCGCAGCUGUCUCUCUGGUCUUCACGGUUUUUUGCAGCCAGGCGCGGGCGGGCGAUAUUUUAAAAAAUAAUGGCUUUGUUACCUGUUUGGACAACGCCGAUAUCAAAGUGGAUAAACUCAACCUGAGUUUCGACCGUUCAACCAAAUUGAUGACAUUCGAUGUGGCCGGAUCAAGCUCCAAAGAACAGAAAGUCAUCGCGUCGCUCGUUGUUACUGCGUAUGGCCAGCGAUUCACGCAAGAUUUUAAUCCCUGUGAUGAAAAAACUAAAGUAGAACAGCUGUGUCCAGUUCCCGCUAGGUCUUUUGCUGCCAAAGGCCAACAACAAAUCCCCUCCGCUUUCGUUGACAAAAUCCCGUCCAUCGCGUUUGCAAUUCCAGAUCUUCAAGCUCAAGCUACGUUGGAGUUGAAAGCCACAGAUGGGAACCAGCCCCUUGCUUGUAUUCAAUCUCUGGUUGGUAAUGGAAAGACGCUCGAAACGCCUGCAGUGUCCUAUGUGGCUGUAGGCAUAGCUGGCGCUGCACUGGCGUUGACAGGCCUCAGCGCUGCCAUUGCAGGUGGGACGCCUGGAGCCGCCACAUCCGGCCCCAGCUUCGGUGAUGUUAUCGGGUGGUUCCAGUCAAUGGCCAUGAACGGCAUGCUGAGCGUUAAUUAUCCGCCCGUGUAUCGAAGCUUUACCAAUAACUUUGCCUUUAGCACUGGCCUUGUGCCAUGGUACGAAAUGCAAACUACGAUUGAUGACUUUAGAAACCGCACUGGAGGAAAUCUGACCAAUAGCAACGCUCGAUAUCUACGAAAUGCCACGUUGGUAUUUGCAGACAACAUUGAUAAGAAACAAACCGCGAAACGCGGUCUCGACUCCGCUUUCAAUAUAUUACCCUUGGCAAUUCGAAACGCCCAAGCCUCCCCUAGUCCCACUCCCUCUAAUAGUGAAAACAAAGACCAAAACGGAGUAAAUCAUGUUGUUACAGGCUUCAAGGCAUACGUCGAGCGACUUUCCAUCCCAGCGCCAAACACGUUUAUGACUGUGCUACUAAUCUUUGCCAUCGUUGUUGCUGCUAUUGCUGUUGGUAUUUUGCUGUUUAAGCUUAUCCUAGAGCUUUGGGCGCUCUGGGGCAACUUCCCUAAGAAGCUUACUAAUUUUCGAAAACACUACUGGGGCCUUCUUGCUCGAACAAUUACAAACUUAAUUCUACUUCUAUACGGCAUUUGGACAUUGUAUUGUGUCUUUCAAUUCACCCGCGGUGAUUCCUGGGCUGCUAAAAUCCUUGCUGCAGUCACCCUUGCAAUAUUUACCAUAGUCCUUGCCUACUUCUCUUUUCGCAUUUGGAGCAUUGCCCGAAAGUAUAAAAAGGCUGAAGGCGAUGCGGCAAGUCUUUAUGAGAAUAAGGAAACCUGGCGGAAAUACAGCCUUUUCUAUGACAACUACAAAAAGGGAUAUUGGUGGAUUUUCUUGCCAUGCAUUGUAUACAUGUUCGUCAAGGGAUGCAUCAUUGCAGGUGGCAAUGGACACGGCCUCAUACAAACUGGGGCACAGCUUAUUGUGGAGGCUCUUAUGCUUACUCUCCUCUUGUGGGCCAGACCUUUUGAAACAAAGUCCAGUCAAUGGAUCAACAUAACCAUUCAAGUCGUACGCGUGCUUUCCAUAGCAUGCAUCAUCGUCUUUGUGGACCAACUAGGUGUUGGGCAGACAACGAAAACUGUCACCGGAGUUGCUUUAGUUGCUGUGCAGUCAACAUUAACUGGACUCCUAGCCAUCCUGAUUGUGGUGAAUGCAAUAAUCCUUUUGAUCAGGAAAAAUCCCCACGUCAGACGCCGGAAAGAGAAUGAGAAAUACGAUCGUGAUCUUGAUAAUCUUACGCCUCUGGAUGCGCGCAACUCCCUGUUGAUGAAUUCUCGCACGGACGCUCCUGGGCAGCAAGACCCAGAAGUCGGCAAGUUGAACGUUGUUGGCCGUUACGAGCCAUUCCGGGACGUGCCUCUGGGAAGGGUCCAACACCAAGCGUCCAACAGCACCGAUCGGCUGGUACCCCAUGACCGGCCGAUAGGUGAUGCCGACAGACACGGUGGCAGUGGCGGCUAUACCGACUACUCACGCGUUGGGAGAGCCUACUAA
Messenger RNA from Ophidiomyces ophidiicola, 2133 nucleotides. RefSeq lists its product as uncharacterized. The coding region runs from base 1 to 2133 and encodes 710 amino acids. The record is from RefSeq and is a predicted model, not a curated record. The transcript has 3 exons. Gene Ontology annotation, biological process: transmembrane transport; fungal-type cell wall biogenesis. NCBI's taxonomy places the organism in Eukaryota, Fungi, Ascomycota, Eurotiomycetes, Onygenales, Onygenaceae.